Messenger RNA from Ochotona curzoniae (black-lipped pika), 2698 nucleotides. RefSeq names its product Bcl2 modifying factor (gene BMF). Lineage: Eukaryota; Metazoa; Chordata; Mammalia; Lagomorpha; Ochotonidae. The record is from RefSeq and is a predicted model, not a curated record. Gene Ontology annotation, biological process: apoptotic process; positive regulation of apoptotic process; negative regulation of autophagy. Gene Ontology annotation, cellular component: myosin complex. The transcript is spliced from 5 exons. The coding region runs from base 243 to 800 and encodes 185 amino acids.
CUCGGGAAGUGGGGGAGCCGAAUCGCGCUGCGCGUGGGGGUCCGGGAGGGGUUUCGGCUGCGGGUGUCCGGGCGACCAAGAAGAGUUGGCGUGCAGGAACCCACGUCGCUGAGCUGUUUCCUCACUUCUCCACCGAGUCUGGGCGCCAAGCCCCCUGAGCGCUCGUCACGCUGGACCCUGGCGCGGAGCCCUGGCAUCACGACUCGGAGACGGAGACCCUCUCCUGGAGUCACUCAGGGGAGAUGGAUCCCUCUCAGUGUGUGGAGGAGCUGGAAGAUGAUGUGUUCCAGCUGGAGGAUGGGGAGCCGGGGACUCAGCCCCAAGGCUUGCUCUCUGCCGCCGACCUGCUUGCCCAGAGCCAGCUGGACUGCCCCCUGGGGCGGCUGCACCUCUUCCCUCUCACCCACUGCUGUGGCCCUGGGCUACGACCCACCAGCCAAGAAGACAAGGCCACCCAGACCCUGAGCCCCGCCUCCCCGAGCCAAGGUGUCAUGCUGCCUUGUGGGGUGACAGAGGAACCCCAGCGCCUCUUUUAUGGCAGUGCUGGCUACCGGCUCCCUCUUCCUGUCGGUGUCGCUGCAGGCUUCCCGCUCGGAGAGCAGCCCCCUGAAGGCCAGUGGCAACACCGAGCAGAGAUCCAGAUCGCCCGGAAGCUCCAGUGCAUUGCUGACCAGUUCCACCGGCUUCAUUUGCAGCAACACCAGCAGAACCGAAACCGCGCGUGGUGGCAGAUCCUCCUCUUCCUGCACAACCUGGCACUGAACGGUGAUGAGAACAGGAACGGGGCAGGUCCGAGGUGAGACCUGCCCACCCAUUGCACAUGGGACAUUGAGAACACCUUGAGAACGCCGUCUGGACCGUCGUCGCAAACACUCACUCUGUGACUUGUGAAGUUGCUUUUGAUGGCUUGUCUUGUUUUUGUUUUAGCAUUUCUCUGUGUGUACAUACAACAUUCUGCCGGUGGGACCUUCUUGCCUUGCUCAGGAGCGGGGCUUUUAUCAAACACUGCUGAAGGACAGGUUGCACUGUUUGGGAUGCUGUGCGACGUCUGGGAAAUUUCUCCACUGGUGCUUGGUUGAAAUGGGAGUCUGGGCUCAGGCUCCCAGUGCCACCUAACUAACCUGCCAGUCCUCCACUGGGGAUGGGGCCGUCAUUGUGACAGUCACAGGGCUGGGCCAGGGGCGGGGGGCAACCUGACAGCCAAUGCAGGGCAGCUUUACUAGGCUGGCCAGCCGACUAUAGAUUUCCCCCACUGUUCAGUCAGUGCCAGCCCCAAGGGCUCAGGGAUCCUUGCCUGGCCCCCUGUUCCCUCCAGCAGACCUCAGGGAGGGUUGGGUUCCUGCAGGGACCCCUUAACUGUGCCACAUCAGGAACCCAACUUCGGGAGGACUCUCCCCUCUCUCUCCCCAUCCCCACUAAAUCCAUGUAGAGGCUCCAGGAUUGGUACCAGGGUGCAGGACCGCAGCCACCUGUGGCUGCUUGGAACAGAUGAGUGUUCACCUUGAAUGAGCUGAGUCACCAAUCACCAUGCUGUAGCUAACAGCUUGUGCCUUUGUCAGCUCUUUUUCAAUAGACCCAGCCCAAGACUGUAGUCUACCCUGCCAUGAGCACUGCGGGCACCCAGGGGCCACCCCGCAGUGGGGCUGGCCAGUUUGGCGGUCAUCUUGCCAAAAAGCCAGCUCACUCGAGAGGACCUAGGGCCCCUUGGUUUCCUUGGAAACAACAUACCUCCUCCCCCUUCUCCCCAUUCCCUUUUCACACCUAGUGGGAUAUAGAAAGAAGCCAGGCCAGUGGCUUUGUCAGAUGAAAAGCCACUUUCAGAGUGAUGGACAAUGAUUAGAGUGCAGUGUGGAACCGUCAAAGCGGAGAGACAGUUCCGGAAGGGCACACUGUGGAACUCAGCAGGUGCCUGACUGCCUCUGAACUUCUCCCCUUCUUUCCCUGCCGUGGCGCUAAUGGAGAGAUCUGACAGCGGCCCCAGGGAAUCUGCUAACCAGUCACCUAGAAAUGAAACCGUAGCUUCUGCCUAUGUAAGAAAAGACAACAUUGGUGCUAAAGCAGAAGCCAGGCCCAAAGAAAGGAUGUCUUCCCUGGCAGAGAACCCAAGGCUACUCGAAGAAAACAGAAGGAGAAUCUCACAUGAGCCAGCUCAGGCCGCAGGAGGUCUGCAGCACUGUGGAAGAACCAUCCGUCUUCUGGAAGUACAGUUGGACGGGUAGUUCACUGUGCAAGAGCCACUGCAGAGCAACCAAAGGAGGCUGAAGUCCUGCUGGGGGGCCACGUGCCUUUCCUGACUAGCACAGAGGUGGGGAGGGCCGUGGGGGGUGGGGCAUGUGAUCACGGUGCUCCCCACUCCCCAGCUUCAGCCAGGAUCUCCAACGGUGCCGUGCAAGCCUUUGCUUUGUCCUCCCAGAUGUUUGGGAGAUAUUACCUCUUCUUGGUCAGAAUUUUAUUCUCAGGGUGUGUAACAUGGCUUGUCUGGUGAGAAAGACAGCUUCUUGCUUGCAAAGCAAUGGAAGCCAGUGAGUGGGCAUGUGGACUGCUGUUAGAAAGUCAGUUUUCCCGGUGUGUCACCAUGCCGUGUCAUAGAGCAUGUGGGACCCACAUCGUUGCCCCUGUCCUGGAUGGAGGUUGUGUGUACAUGAGUGGCACACACACAAACCAAAGUUGUUCCUCCUGGCCACCUGUAAUGCCUCCU